Aspergillus calidoustus is the source of this 660-nucleotide messenger RNA. The record is from the annotation of a GenBank genome assembly. Lineage: Eukaryota; Fungi; Ascomycota; Eurotiomycetes; Eurotiales; Aspergillaceae.
AUGGGACUUCGCGCAUGGCUGUACAGAAAAGGCUUUCGGACCAAUGAUGAUAUCAAGCAUCUCGAAGCUAUUGGAGGAUCUUUCGCGACAGCAAUGUUCAUGCUUCUAAUUUCCUUACCGCGCGGGGGGAAUCCCAACUCGGUGAAGGUACCCCAAUCGAAAGGGACGAGACAAGGUGGCCCAGGUCUUUGUCCAAAUAAGCUUUGGCAGGUAAGAGAGCUCCAUGAGGAAUUGGAGAAAGCAUGGCGCAGGGAGACGGACAUCGAGAAGCCAGGCCAACAAGUACCUUUGGACCGCGACGAGCCACCUGAGAGGUGCCAGUCGUUUAGUGAUCACAAGUUAGAUAUCACCGUCGACAUCUAUGAGCUUGAGGAGAUGAUCGCCGCGAAGGAGCGCGACGACCUUGAGAAGAUAGGGAUCUCAGUUACUUCUUCACGUAGUGGCAAGCUGCAGCUCGAGGUUACUCGAGUGGCUUUGCCUACAGUGAACUCGAACCAGCAAAACGGAAAACUCAUAAAGGAGGGCUUAGCGCCGCAGGUAGUCCAGACGCCAUUCAGCCUACUCGGUGGACGUCUGUACAAGCGAUACAAUCAGAAAACUGAGGUUUAUGGUCCAGGACUUGCCACCUGGGUAUUGCGGGCAAGAGGGAUCAAGCUUUAA